This is a messenger RNA of Parastagonospora nodorum SN15, 1053 nucleotides long. RefSeq lists its product as hypothetical. Gene Ontology annotation, molecular function: dioxygenase activity. Lineage: Eukaryota; Fungi; Ascomycota; Dothideomycetes; Pleosporales; Phaeosphaeriaceae. Bases 1 to 1053 code for a protein of 350 amino acids. The transcript has a single exon. The record is from RefSeq and is a predicted model, not a curated record.
AUGGCUGGUAUUCCAAUCGUCGAUUUCGCCAAAGCCUCAGGCGGCACGCAAGAAGAAAAGAAAGAGAUAGCGGGGCAAAUUGACGACGCUUUUCGUCGAGUUGGCUUUGUGUACCUCAAGAACCACGGUGUGCCGGAUGACCAGGUUGAGGCUUGCUUUGGUUGGGUAAGCCAGCAACUUGGAGCUCGAACCUCCAUUGAUUCCCAGACCAUUACUCACACGCAGCAGUCAAAGAAGUUCUUUGAACUGUCAUUUGAGACCAAAAUGCUUGCGCCUCACCCUCCGGGUGGUUCGCAUCAUCGCGGCUACUCCGCACCUGGUGUUGAGAAAGUCAGUCAGCAUGAGUACGAUGCCAAUGAAAUCAGCAAGCUCCGAGACAUUCCCGACUUCAAGGAAUCAUUUGAAUCCGGCAAUGUUGACGACGAUGCGCAGCCCAAUAUCUGGCUAGUAGAAGAAAGACUUCCAGGUUUUCGUACUUUCAUGGAGAGUUACUUCAAUCUCUGCGCCGACCUCGUACACCGCAUUUUGAGUAGUCUUAGCAUCGCCUUGGAGGUGCCGGAACCUGGCCUCAGUUCCACCCAUUCGAAAUCAUUGUUCCAGCUGCGUUUGUUACACUAUCCCGCGAUCGCGUCCGAAGAGCUGGCGCAGAAUAAAAGAAGCAGAAUCAAUGCGCAUUCAGACUUCGGCACGCUGACCCUUCUUUUUCAAGACUCGGUCGGUGGUCUUGAAGUUGAAGAUCCGCAUAAGCGCGGAACGUUCCGAGGCGCUGAACCUAUCGAGGGUACCGUACUGGUGAACAUCGGCGAUUUGAUGGCUAGGUGGAGUAAUGACCGAUGGCGGAGCACUGUGCAUCGCGUGGGUAUACCUCCCAGUAACGUUGAUGGGGUUGUGAACGAUCGAUACUCGAUUCCCUUCUUUGCCGUCGCGAAUAUGGACACCGUAAUUGAGGCAUUGCCUGGGUGCUUCGACGAGGUGAAUAAUCCGAAGCAGUAUGAGCCGGUUACAGCUUGGGGGUAUGUGCAGAUGCGCAUGAAGGCACUUUAUGAGACCUGA